AUGGUUGUAGCAGCGCGUUUGCAACUAACAGAACCGCGUCCCCUCCUCUUCCACCUUCUGACCGAAAUUCUCGCCAACCGCACGAGGCGGGUACAAGAGGAGGAGGAGGAGGAGGAGGAGGAGGAAGGCUUGUAUGUGCGUACACUGGUUAAAUUAUUAAUGUCUUGAGCGUUAGCUUCUUUCACGAGACCCUAUUUUGACAACCGACUCCGUUUGAAGCGGUCCUGUGGGUCGUGGACACCACGAGGAGAGAAGUUGGUUAUUCUUUUUGCAUACAUAUGCACGCGCACGCACGCACAAACAAUUGAAGAAGGACCUGCAGGACUGCGGUUUGCCCUAAAGGCCAUCACGUACGGCGGUCGCGGUUCUGAGCGGCAUCGCUGAACAUCAAAAAGAAGAUCUUUUGCUCUACUCCAUUUAUCAAAAUUUACCCCCUACGAAGUCCGCAUCGCGAGACCGUAGGUUCAAUCGAAGAAAAUUCUCAGUGUUUUUUCCUAAAAUUCAACUCGCCUGGGCUUCCCUAACUGGUAAAAUACGUGGAACUUUGAUCUCCUGGGGCUGAAGCAAGCGUCACACCCAAUCCUGUUUCUGGGUUACAGCAGUAACAGGCAGUUCACCUCCAAACGACCAUUCGCUUUUAAAGUUAUUGGAAAAAAGGGAUUUUAGGGGAAUGUCAUAAGUCAUCUGGACUGCUGGACAGAGCGUACUGAAAAGCGUUCGUACAAAACUACGGUUCUGUGCAGCUGAUGGCGUAUUCUACUAAAAUAAUAGAAUUCAGAGUGAAAAUGGAGAAAAGCCUCAGCUCUAAUUGACCCUCCCUUAAAAGAUGAUCGGAGUGAUUACUUAAAUAUAUCGAAGGACUUUCGCGUUAAAAUCGCCUGGGCACCGUAAAUGUUUUACAAAUGGAAGACUGUAUUUUGUUCAGCUGCCUGACAUAUUUUUCACAAAAUCCGUGUCAGCUGGGUUUUGUGGAAGCAAAUACUUUGUUCUUCUAUAUUCUUAUCAAAUGCUAGUGUAACCGGACAGAUAGCGAAUGAAACAAUCGGAUCAGUCCACCAUGUAUGUCCUUGCUAGCGGACAAACUAAUGAGCCUGAUGAUCUUUUAACUAGUACUCAAGGGAUCCGGUUUCGAAUUUUCCUUCAUCUACAUUUUUUUUCAUUUUGUUUUCGUUUGUCAAGAAACAUUAGGUUGCUAGUACAACCAUCAGCUUUUGCAGCUUCGAGAAAGUCAGCAGAAGGGCUUAGCUUCGUAGAAAGUGCUGUGAUAAUGGCCUUCAGCGAGAUGCUUUCCUCGUGACUAAAGUUGCGCGGUAAAACCGUACACCGACCGCAUAAUGACAGCCGUAUUCCUAGCAGAUGGCUUGUCCAGGGCGAUGGGAGCAGGCGGUGCCUCUCCCAGGGUGACAGACCAAUUCCCAAGCAUAAGUCAUUUUUAAAAGUUACCACAGUGGGCGCACCCAAGUACACCUCUCCAGCUGACAUGCACGAUUUGGGCUUUAGAGUGACCUUUAUAUAGCGGCUAUAAUUUCGAAGGCAGACUUCUCUGUCACCUGUACAUAGCCUAACCGAGAGCCCAUCCAUAAGUCAGACAGUCGCAGGGUCGCCUAGUGCAUGACGCAGGGCCCUAAG
Spirometra erinaceieuropaei is the source of this 1629-nucleotide messenger RNA. NCBI's taxonomy places the organism in Eukaryota, Metazoa, Platyhelminthes, Cestoda, Diphyllobothriidea, Diphyllobothriidae. The record is from the annotation of a GenBank genome assembly.